Messenger RNA from Bombyx mandarina (wild silkworm), 4730 nucleotides. RefSeq names its product nicotinic acetylcholine receptor alpha1 (gene nAChRalpha1). The record is from RefSeq and is a predicted model, not a curated record. NCBI's taxonomy places the organism in Eukaryota, Metazoa, Arthropoda, Insecta, Lepidoptera, Bombycidae. Gene Ontology annotation, biological process: monoatomic ion transmembrane transport. Gene Ontology annotation, cellular component: postsynaptic membrane. Gene Ontology annotation, molecular function: acetylcholine-gated monoatomic cation-selective channel activity; transmembrane signaling receptor activity.
CGCGCGUGUCGCCUCUGACACUUCCGCCCCGCGCACCUAAUCCGCUCAUUUAACAAGCAAACGCCGCAUACGGAGCGGCGGCGGCUGCCUUGCGGCGGCGAGCCCCCGGGGCCGAUGCUCUGAUGAGCGGGGCCCCUCCGUUUCACCUUUUCCGAUCCGCCUCCGACCGGCAUGUGAGAUCGCGCCGCGCUGGUCAAAAUGAUUGUGCGUUCAAUUGUUUACAUUAACUGUAGUUGAUAACCUGGAGUUGGACGCUGGCAUGCUUAUUCGAACUGUUGGUGGGCAUAGGUGGAGUGCACGCGGUCGGGUAGCGGGGUGGACGUCUUCGCGCCUCGCCCGCGGCGGGCCCGCGCCAUGCGCCGGUAGCGAGGCGGCGCGGCCGAGCUGCGACCGACGACCCGUGCGCUCUCGGCUAUGUGCCCCCUAUGCGCUACAUUGUAAGUCUCGAUUUGUCGAUGACGCAUCCAAGGAGGACCCAUGUCUUGCUGGGGUGGUGUUAGCCUAAGAUGGUGUUGGCGCUGGUGGUCGGAGUGCUGUGCGUGUGGGGCCGCCUAAGCGACGCGAACCCUGAAGCGAAGCGGCUUUACGACGACCUCCUGUCCAACUACAAUCGACUCAUCCGGCCAGUCGGCAACAACUCAGAUCGGCUCACUGUCAAGAUGGGGCUAAGGCUCAGUCAGCUCAUCGAUGUUAAUCUUAAGAAUCAAAUCAUGACAACGAACGUGUGGGUAGAGCAGGAAUGGAAUGAUUACAAGCUGAAAUGGAACCCUGACGACUACGGUGGUGUGGACACGUUGCAUGUGCCUUCAGAACACAUAUGGCUGCCAGAUAUCGUGCUUUACAACAACGCUGAUGGCAACUACGAAGUGACGAUAAUGACGAAGGCGAUCCUCCACCACGACGGCAAAGUGGUCUGGAAGCCGCCCGCCAUCUACAAGUCCUUCUGCGAGAUCGACGUUGAGUAUUUCCCGUUCGACGAGCAAACCUGCUUCAUGAAGUUUGGUUCUUGGAGCUACGACGGGUACAUGGUCGAUCUGAGGCAUUUAAAACAGUCGCCCGACUCGGACCACAUUGGAAUGGGAAUAGAUUUGUCAGAAUAUUACAUCUCAGUUGAAUGGGACAUCAUGCGGGUCCCAGCAACGAGAAACGAAAAGUUUUACUCUUGCUGUGAAGAACCAUACCCGGAUAUUAUCUUUAAUAUCACGCUCAGACGAAAAACUCUGUUCUACACAGUCAAUCUUAUUAUUCCCUGCGUUGGAAUUUCCUUCUUAUCGGUCCUAGUAUUCUAUUUGCCUUCUGAUUCAGGAGAGAAGAUUUCACUUUGUAUUUCAAUCCUCCUAUCUCUCACUGUGUUCUUCUUGCUGUUAGCAGAAAUUAUACCACCCACGUCACUUACGGUUCCGUUGCUUGGAAAAUAUUUGUUGUUCACAAUGAUGCUAGUUACGCUAUCGGUAGUUGUCACUAUCGUCGUACUCAACAUAAAUUUUAGGUCGCCCGUAACCCACAAUAUGGCCCCAUGGGUGAGGAAAGUCUUUAUAGAUUUUUUACCCAAAAUAUUAUUCAUACAAAGGCCUGAAAAACCACCUGAUGACGACGAUGAUAACGAUAAACCCAGCGAGAUACUCACGGAUGUUUUUGGCCCAGACGAUAUGGAUGGGAAAUUCAAGGAGUGGGGUUGCGAGGAAUACGAUUUACCGGGGAUGCCCCCUUCACCACCACCUCCUCCAGGAGGGGACGAUGAGCUGUUCUCUCCACCUCCAGGAUCCCCAUGCCGUCUGGACCUUGACGAUGGUAGCCCUUCUUUAGAAAAGCCGUACGUCAGAGAAAUGGAAAAAACUAUCGAAGGUUCUAGGUUUAUAGCGCAACACGUCAAAAAUAAGGAUAAAUUUGAAAGCGUUGAAGAUGACUGGAAAUACGUAGCGAUGGUUUUAGACAGGAUCUUUCUAUUCCUGUUCACGAUAGCAUGCGUUCUCGGUACGGCGCUCAUCAUAUUUAGAGCACCAACGUUCUACGAUAAUACGAAACCUAUCGACAUUCUAUACUCCAAAAUAGCGAAGAAGAAGUUAGAGCUGCUCAAAAUGGGCUCAGAAGGAGACCCCGGUCUCUGAAAUUCGUCUUACGUCUUCGGCCACCCGCCGCCGAAGACGUUCUGGGAGCUCAUCGUUAUGUGGUGGCAUGGAUGAUCCAUGUAAAGCUUCCAGCCAGGAACUGCUAGGCGAGAACUUGUCGUGCUAAGUGCGGUGCGUAGCCCCCGAUUCGCUUGUGAACGUUUUCGCGUCGCGAGCGUUGCAAAAGCCGUCUUUUGUACAAAUCGUACUCUCACCCGGAGACUGUAUCCGUCGAUAAUUUCAAAUCGAAGAUACUAAAGGACUCGGCCGUUGUGUGUUGACGCUGGAUCUGCCAUAAAUAUUUUUUUAUAAUAGUAUCGGUGUAUUCAAGAUUUAUACUUACGAUUACGACUAUAUUGUUUUUACAUAUGUAUAUUUCGUUUUUCGAUUUUAAUAAGUUCAUAUUAUGAGCGCACAAAAAUGUACAGUUAACAUAUUUUAAGGUUUGUGUUUUUGUUUUCGUGAUGGAACGCAUUCAAUUUUUUGUAUAUCAAAAUAUUAAACUUGGAAAAGUUGUUUAAUGUAAGGUAUACUUCGAAUAAAUCGAGCUCAAAUAUGUAAUGUUUAAGUAAGUUUAGUGUUGUAAUAAAAUAAACAUUUUUAGUCUCAUAUAAAUUAAAUGUUUCGUGCAAACGUCCUCAAUGAGAGCCGGACAUAGUAGAUGUAAUAUUGUGGAAUAAAUAGUAUUGAAUAUAUAAUUAUCAUAUUUGAUAUCUGCGUACUCGCGUAGAAAAUAAAGACAAUAUCGAGAAAUUGACGAAAUCUGUUAAUUAUAGAUACCCUAUAACUUUAAUAUAAGGGAAUGUAGAUAAAUAAAACAGUAUCGCCUAGUCAUCGAUAUGAUUAAUUAAGUAUUGACACAUUAUCAUAUUGCCAAGGUAGGUAAUAGUUUCACGUCGCGACGGUGAUAUUAUUUAACAAGAUGAAUAUGUAAAAGACAAUUGACUGCCAAUUGUAAAUUAAUUUUUAUAUUAUGUAAAGAUCGAUAUUCUUAGAUAGUUCGGUAAAAUUGUUUUAUUAGAUUUUUUAUACGGUGUGCCAAGUUUUGUCAUUUAUAAUGAAGCAGUUAUCUUAAAGGACUCGAACUAAUUAGGGGCUAAUUUUCGUAACAGGACUUUUGUAUUUUGCUUUUGAUAUGCUCAGUUAGAGAUAAACUAAUGCUUGCUAAACAAAGGACUGAAGUAUCUCUUAUAAUUUACUUCCUGCCUGAUGCUGAUGCUAUUAUUGAAAUUCACUUUGUCUUCACUAUAGUUUAUAUUACAUUUAAAUCACGAAUAAAUCCUAGAGUACAGGGUAAAUUUAGUACACGGAUAUCUUCUGGUUUAUAUUUCUCACAAUUUUUCACCAAAAAUUAAUAUCUUUGUAACACUAAUCAGCACUUUGCCAACAUCUUUAGGUAAUAAUAUCGUUGAGGUUUGUGACUUGUUGUGUAAAUUACUUAGUGGCACGUUUAUUUAUAUAUUUAGACUAGUAGCCUUUUAGGAAUAUAAUUAAGUUCACGAUUUUUGUUCAUUCGUAACUUUCUUAGAUUAGUGUAUUGUUUUUUUUUUUUGGUAAUUUAACCUUUUACCUCCUUCGUACCCAUUUGUAGGGUAAUGUAGCAAACUUAAUAAUAUUAAUAAUAAUAAUAAAAAUUUCGAGCCGCGUAUUUGAUAUGUCAAAGUAAUUCAUGAUAAUGUGUAUUAGAUUAUUACUAAGAUAACUGAAUAAAUUAUUGAUGUUUAAUUAAAUUUCACAGCGAGCAGAUAGGAAAACAGGGAUGGAUAUUGUAAAAUUAUUCUGGGGAAAAAAAUAAUGUUUUGUGUGGUGGUGGGUUCGACUUCGUAAUUAUAAGUGUUGUUGAAUAUGAAUGGAUUUGGGGAAUGCAUUCACUGUACUAGUUUAGUGAAUUAUUGAAAAAUGUAGCUUAAUAUGAGGACUUAAGGAUGUAGAGAAAGAAGCUCGCUAAAAGGUUGAAAAAGAAUUAGCUUUGUCAGUUUCCGGAGACAAUACUGACCUUGAAAUGGUUGUCGAUGGAAUUUUCGCGAAGGAAUUGUAGGUGACGUAAUAUUUCUUAACAUACACACACACACUUUAUUUGAUAAAACGAUACAAAGUAGGAAAGUGCUAUUGCACGCAAAGAAACACACCAAUUUAGAAUUUAAUUAUGUACUAUUGGAUAAUGUUUGGUUACAUUCACAAGACUUCCGUCAUCAUCCGAACUCUGUUCUAGAUUCUAGACUUCCAGUGGUCAUUUCAUAUUUUGUUGGAACACCACAGAACUGCGAGGAUAUUUCAAGGAUAGGUUAAGUCGAUUUGUUGAGUGAACAAGUAUGACAAAGGAAGAUGUAAGAAACGUCACGAGCGUGUAUGUAAAGUAUUUGGGGAAUUUUGUGGAAAUGUGAAAUCUUUAAAUGCACUUUCUCUUAUUUAUCUUAAAUUAUCGUUUACGAAUUUCAUAACUAAAAGAAUUGUGACAAAUGUAGAAUAUAUAAAAAGUGUGCUAUUAUUAAAAUCUUUGAAACUGGAAGAGCUAUGUUGAUACAACGACCCAAGCAAGACUUGGUAACACGGUAAUUAAAAAUAAUAUUACGACUUUUUUUUACAAAUACUAUAUUAACACUUCAAGUUACUAUAGACGUA